Messenger RNA from Malania oleifera, 5120 nucleotides. RefSeq names its product ABC transporter C family member 8. The transcript is spliced from 12 exons. Gene Ontology annotation, cellular component: vacuolar membrane; plant-type vacuole. The record is from RefSeq and is a predicted model, not a curated record. Gene Ontology annotation, biological process: transmembrane transport. Bases 254 to 4669 code for a protein of 1471 amino acids. Gene Ontology annotation, molecular function: ATP binding; ABC-type transporter activity; ATP hydrolysis activity. NCBI's taxonomy places the organism in Eukaryota, Viridiplantae, Streptophyta, Magnoliopsida, Santalales, Ximeniaceae.
AUUAGGUUGUGAACCAACCAUCCAUAUCAUGUUUAACACAGACUUUGGGAACUUUAUUGUUAGUACGUGGUACCUAACAUGCAGAUGCAGUGAUGGACUUUGCUUUUGUUUAUCUUAAUUUAUUUAUUUGUUUGUUUGUUUGUUUGGCGACUAGCAAUAGACUUCUUUCAGAUUUCUCCUCAGUUAUCAACAGUUUUAAGCUCAUCGUACAAGCUCUGGUUUGCUGCAAAGCCAAACCAGAGAAUUCCCAACAAUGGCUACCUUGGGCAGUCCACUUGGAGGGUUUUCUUGGAUUUGCGAGGGAGAACUUGAGUUGGGUUCUUCAUGCACUCAAAGAAGUAUCAUAGAUGUCAUAAAUCUGCUCUUUCUCUCUAUUUUCUAUCUUUUGUUACUUCUGCAGUACUCUACUAGAAAACACUACAACAGAGAGAACACUAGAAGGGACUGGGUCUCUGUAGCUGCUUCGGUAUGCUGUGCUAUAACCAGUAUUGCAUAUCUUGCUGCUGGUCUUUGGGAUCUAAUAUCCCAAAAUGGUGGAUUUGAUCAUGUCAACUGGUUGAUUUUCCUCGUUAAAGGACUCAUUUGGAUUUCUUUGACUCUGUCCUUGGUUGUUAAAAGAUCCAAAACCAUCAGAACUCUUGUAUCUCUUUGGUGGGUGUCCUUCUUCAUACUGGUUUCGGCUCUAAUUGUUGAAGUUCUAAUUAAAACACACAGCAUCAGCAUCUUAGAGCUCAUGCCUUGGGCUGUCAACUUUUUGCUUCUCAUCUGUGCUUUCAGAAACUUCAGUCACUUUGUGCCUCAACAAACCCUGGAUGAGAGUGUAUCUGAGCCUCUAUUAGUUGAUAAAUCCGUAAGACCUCGAACAGGGCUAUGUCAUGCUGGUUUUCUCAGCCAAUUGACAUUUUCUUGGAUUAAUUCUUUACUUGGCUUGGGUUACUCAAAAUCAUUGGCUCUUGAAGAUAUCCCUUCUCUGGCCAGUGAAGAUGAAGCCAAUGUUGCAUACGAGAAACUUGCCGAAGCAUGGGAAUUCUUGCGAAGAGAGAAGGGCUCAAGCAGUAGUAGGAACUUGGUUAUUCGGGCGGUAGCGAAAGUUUACUCAAAAGAAAUGGUAUUUGUAGGAAUUUGUGCACUUCUUAGGACAGCUGCUGUUGUAGUUUCUCCUUUAUUACUCUAUGCUUUUGUGAAUUAUUCAAAUAGUGUCGAGGAAACUUCAUACAAUGGUCUCUUUUUAGUGGGCUGCUUAGUAGUUGUCAAGGUGGUUGAAUCUUUAUCUCAGAGGCACAUGUUCUUUGAUUCGAGGAGGUCUGGAAUGAGGAUGCGAUCGGCUUUGAUGGUGGCAAUAUAUCGAAAGCAGCUCAAACUUUCUAGUUUGGGAAGAAGGCGGCAUUCGACUGGGGAGAUAGUGAACUAUAUCGCGAUUGAUGCUUACCGAAUGGGAGAAUUUCCUUGGUGGUUCCAUUCAACAUGGAGUCUAGCUGUGCAGCUCUUUCUGUCCAUUGGUGUCCUUUUUGGGGUUGUGGGUCUUGGCGCCAUUACAGGUUUAGUUCCUCUUCUCAUCUGCGGGCUUCUCAAUGUGCCAUUUGCAAAGAUAUUACAGCAGUGUCAAUCCCAAUUUAUGAUUGCUCAGGAUGAGCGGCUCAGGUCUACCUCUGAGAUUCUGAACAGCAUGAAGAUUAUCAAGUUACAGUCAUGGGAAGAAAAAUUCAAGAACUUGAUUGAAUCCCUCCGUGACAAGGAGUUUAAAUGGUUAGCUAGAGCCCAGUUUAAGAAGGCUUAUGGCACUCUACUCUAUUGGAGCUCUCCAACGAUAAUUUCUUCAGUCAUCUUCCUUGGAUGUGUCCUUUUUAAGAGUGCCCCAUUAAAUGCCAGCACCAUUUUCACCAUCCUCGCGACAUUACGGGGUAUGGGAGAGCCUGUCAGAAUGUUACCUGAGGCUCUUUCUAUUUUGAUACAAGUAAAGGUCUCGUUCGACCGUCUCAACACUUUUUUGCUUGAUGAUGAACUAAAAAAUGAGGGAACAGGGAUGAACCCCCUGCACAAUACGGGAGACUGUGUAAGAAUAAAAGCAGGAAAUUUCAUUUGGGAUCCAGAAUUAGCCAUUCCAACAUUGACAGAUUUGAAUCUUGACAUAAAAAGGGGGCAUAAAAUUGCAAUUUGCGGACCAGUUGGAGCCGGAAAAUCAUCACUCUUGUAUGCUGUACUUGGAGAAAUACCACUAGUUUCAGGAACAGUUGAUGUAUUUGGAUCCAUUGCAUAUGUUUCGCAAGUGUCCUGGAUCCAAAGUGGGACAGUUCGUGAUAACAUACUGAAUGGAAGAACAAUGGACGAGAACCGAUACUGGGAGACCAUAAAAGCUUGUGCUCUAGACAAGGACAUUAAUAGUUUCACCCAUGGUGAUCUCACAGAAAUCGGUCAACGUGGCCUUAACAUGAGUGGUGGACAGAAACAGAGGAUUCAACUUGCUCGAGCUGUCUACAAUGAUGCGGAUAUUUAUCUCCUUGAUGAUCCUUUCAGUGCAGUAGAUGCACAUACAGCUGCAACUCUCUUUAAUGACUGUGUCAUGGGUGCUCUAAAAGAGAAAACUGUCAUUCUUGUAACUCACCAAGUGGAGUUUCUUUCAGAAGUAGAUAAAAUUCUGGUCAUGGAGGGUGGAAAAGUUAGUCAAUCAGGAAGCUAUGAGGAACUAUUUAUGGCUGGAGCGGCAUUUGAACAGCUUGUGAAUGCUCAUAAAAAUGCAAUGACAGCAUUGGAACCUUCAACUAAUGAAAAGCAAAGUGAAUCUCUAAGGCUGAAAAAAGAUCGCCCAGAGGAGUUCAAUGGGUCUUACUCAUCUAAAGAAACUGCUGAAGGGGAGAUAUCUGUGAAGGGUCUGCCAGGGGUGCAACUAACUGAGGAAGAAGAAAUGGAGAUUGGUGAUGUUGGGUGGAAGCCAUUCUUUGAUUAUCUUUCAGUCUCCAAGGCAUCUCCUCUUCUAUGUUUAAGUAUACUUUCCCAGUGUGGCUUCGUUGCUCUCCAAGCAGUUUCAACUUACUGGCUAGCAGUAGCUAUUCGAAUUCCUAAAAUCAGCAAUGGCACGUUGAUUGGAGUAUACACUGGAAUUUCGACAUUCAGUGCCUUCUUUGUAUAUCUAAGGUCUUUUUUUGCUGCCCAUCUAGGAUUAAAAGCUUCUACAGCCUUUUUCUCAGCUUUCACCAAUGCAAUUUUUAAGGCCCCCAUGCUUUUCUUCGACUCAACCCCCGUUGGGCGGAUUUUCACUCGAGCUUCAUCGGAUUUAAGUGUGCUGGAUUUUGACAUACCCUUCUCCAUGAUAUUUGUUCUUGCUGCUGGCUUGGAGCUUUUGACAAGCAUCGGCAUAAUGGCGUCAAUCACAUGGCAAGUUCUUAUUGUAGCAAUUCUUGCCAUGUUAGGUACUAAAUACAUUCAGGGGUAUUACCUGGCAACUGCGAGGGAACUUAUUAGGAUUAAUGGAACAACAAAAGCUCCCGUCAUGAAUUAUGCAGCUGAAACUUCUCUUGGAGUGAUCACGAUAAGAGCUUUUAACAUGGUGGACAGGUUCUUCCAAAACUACCUAAACCUUGUUGACAUUGAUGCAAAACUUUUCUUCCAUUCCAAUGCAGCCAUGGAAUGGUUGGUUUUAAGAAUAGAAGCACUUCAAAAUCUGACCCUGUUCACUGCUGCUCUUCUCCUUGUAUUAUUGCCAAAGGGUAUUGUAGGUCCAGGAUUGGUGGGCCUUUCUCUUUCAUAUGCACUGGUAUUAACGGGUACCCAAGUGUUUGUGACUCGUUGGUAUUGCAACUUGUCGAAUUAUAUAAUUUCUGUUGAACGAAUAAAACAGUUUAUGCACAUACCAUCGGAGCCUCCAGCAAUUGUGGAGGACAACAGGCCACCAUCUUCAUGGCCCUCAAAGGGUAGAAUAGAGCUGCAGGAUCUGAAGGUAAAAUAUCGUCCGAAUGCCCCACUAGUUAUCAAGGGAAUCACAUGCACAUUCAAAGAGGGGACAAGAGUUGGAGUAGUUGGAAGAACAGGAAGCGGAAAAACAACACUGAUAACUGCUUUGUUCCGUUUAGUAGAGCCCGACAGUGGGAAAAUCCUAGUCGAUGGCCUUGACAUAUGCUCGAUUGGUCUGAAGGACUUGAGGAUGAAGCUCAGCAUCAUCCCUCAAGAGCCGACUCUUUUCAGGGGCAGUGUUCGAACUAACUUGGACCCUCUUGGCCUCUACUCUGAUGAUGAAAUAUGGAAGGCUCUAGAAAAAUGUCAGCUCAAGGCAACAAUCAGUAGUCUUCCAAACCGGCUAGACUCAUCAGUGAGUGACGAAGGCGAAAAUUGGAGUGCCGGGCAACGCCAGCUGUUCUGCCUUGGGAGAGUUCUUUUGAUGAGAAACAGAAUUUUGGUGCUGGAUGAAGCUACUGCUUCCAUUGAUUCUGCAACUGAUGCUGUGCUACAAAGCGUUAUCAGGGAAGAGUUCUCAGAAUGCACGGUGAUAACAGUAGCUCACAGAGUUCCAACUGUAAUAGACAGUGACAUGGUCAUGGUCCUCUCCUAUGGGAACCUGGUGGAGUAUGAUGAACCUUCAAAGCUGAUGGUGACCAACUCCUCAUUUUCGAAGCUGGUAGCUGAAUAUUGGGCCAGCUGCAGGAGGAACUCCUUCCAGGAUUUUAAAAACUAUUAGCAAUAGAUAUAUGAUGAUGGCACUGAGAAUAUGGAGUCGGUGAGGAAGCAACCACCACGUACACCUGCACACAAAGGGCAUCUUCAGUCUUCUAAGGUAAUAAUCACCUGUGAGUGGCACUAGCACCGGCACAUUCUUUCCGGUGUUCACAAGGUUGGAGUACUUAGCUUGCAGGUUUGGUUGCUUCAACUUGGAAUAUUGUAGAAUAGAUUAAUGAUCCAAAGAAGAAGCUGCCCUUUGCUCAUUAGUUCAUAUCAGAUAUAUUGAUGAUCAGCAUCAAGAGUUGCCUACUGUAAAAUUAUAUGCAGCAAUCCAAAUUCGGAUCCUAUUGGAAAUUUCAUGCCCAGCAAUGAGAAAGAGCGACCUCAAUGUGUGGUCUAAGUUAUUAUGAUAUAGAUUUGUGCCAAAUCUUGAACCAAAUAUAAUAAAAAUUGUAUUGAAUUUUGUCCAA